AUGAACACCCGCGACGGGCGCUCUGAGACUUUUUUCAACCGCCACGAUCAGUACGCAAGCCGCAACAGUCAUUAUGAAAUCGCCCUCACGACUUUACAAAACAAUCAACCGCUAGCAUACAUCCUUAUUGCUCUCAUUUCGAUUCCUAUCCUUCUCGGUUACCUCGGACUCGUUCCCGUAUCGCUAUUCCAGCUUCCUUGGGAUCUCAUUGUCUAUUUUACGCCCUCUCGAAUCGUUAUCGCUUUGGACCCUCACAUAUCGACCUCCGACCCAGAGACGCUAGCUUCGUCGCCUUUGCCCUUGCAAGAUAAAAGUGACGCUAUGAAACGUAUUCUUGGCUUGGACAAUAACGUCUACUUCCCCUUCUUCUCCAGGUCAAAAUCACUCUCUAUCUUCGGAAAUGCGCUGCUGGGAGACACCAAGGAUCAUCAUACAGGGAUUGGCUUCUUUGAAAUAUCUCGCCGAGUUUCUGGGGCACAACGUGGACAACCUCUCGGGAAAGCUUCCGUCUCGACGCAUAGGGCACUACUAGACCUCAUCGACCGUCUGAAUAGCGCCUCCAAAAGUGGAACCAAGCUGUGGAUCUCUGGACCUUUCAAGUCUAUGAGUAGCUGGCAACAGCAAGAUGCGCAAGAAUAUUUUUCCAAAUUGCUUAGUCAAAUUGACCUUGAAGCCGAGCGGUGCUCACGCGGAGAGACUUUGAAUAUUGGAUUGAAGAUUGCAGGGCCCGAUGAGAACAUAUUUCGAGACAGCGACUGUGACGACCCGGUGGCGCCUUGGGAACCCGAAUCGCUCCCAUCGACAGAUAAGCUUUAUCUUGAUAGGGUUUCAUCUUGCAAUCCUCUCGAAGGCCUGCUCGCUCAACGAGUUGGCUGCAUGGAAUGCGGAUGGACUGAAGGGCUCUCGCUGAUACCUUUCAAUUGCCUCACUGUUCCUCUAGGCAAAAGAUCUUCGUAUGAUGUCCGCGAAUGUUUGGACCAAUACAUGGCACUUGAGCCUAUUGAAGGCGUGGAAUGCGCUAAGUGCACGCUGUUGCAUCGACAGGAGCAGCUUAUCAACUUGAUCAGUGGAUUUGAAGCGGACGAGAGUCGGCCAGAGAGCUCCGAUGAGCCUCAACCACUGGAUGCUGUGAAACUGUCAGCCCACUCGCGGUUAGAGGCUGUCAAGACAGCUUUGGACGGCAAUGAUUUCAGCGAAAACACAUUGGCAAACAAAUGCCAUAUCAACUCAAAGAACAGAAUCUCCACCACGAAAUCUAGACAAGCCGUCAUUGCGCGGGCUCCUCGCUGUCUCGCUAUCCAUAUCAACCGCAGUGUUUUCGACGAGUACACUGGGACGUUGGAGAAGAAUCUCGCGACAGUCACGUUUCCUCAAAUGAUUGAUUUGAACAAUUGGUGUCUUGGCACCCAGCCUCUCAGCAAAUGUGGCGACAACUCUGAGCAUUGGGAGACAAAUCCCUCUCGGUCCAUGCUUCCGCAACCUGGUGAAUCAAUUCAAGUCCCUAGCAGACAUUAUCAAUUACGCGCAAUCAUCACCCAUUACGGCCGGCAUGAGAAUGGACACUAUAUCUGCUAUCGCAAGUAUCCGACAUCGGAAUUCACAGCUCCCGCACCAGACGAAAUCCUUCAAGCCGAGGGUGAUAAGGACAAGCCCGAGCGGUGGUGGCGCCUCAGCGACGAUGACGUGCAGAUGGUUAGUGAAGGUCAUGUGAUGACCCAAGGAGGUGCUUUCAUGCUGUUUUACGAAGCUGUAGAUGAUUCUGUCUCACCGUGUUCGACUCGAUCUGCAACUCCAGAACAUGAUCUAUGCGAUAAAUAUGCAGAAUCUUGUCAGUUCGAGAGUGAGGAAUCAAUGGGCAACUCGGCCAUGCCAAAAGACAUCUCCACUCCGUCUACUGUCACCGACUUCGAAUCUGCCACUUCCCGUGAGACCAGUAUCUCGUUGCCGAUGGACGACAUGCUUCCUGCCGACCAGCCUUUGAAGACCUCAAAUGUGAUUGACACCGAUGCUGAACAGAAUGCUGAACUGGACUCACCCUCUACCGUCGUUGCAUGA
Messenger RNA from Penicillium mononematosum, 2055 nucleotides. Its product is annotated as ubiquitin-specific protease UBP1. The coding region runs from base 1 to 2055 and encodes 684 amino acids. Lineage: Eukaryota; Fungi; Ascomycota; Eurotiomycetes; Eurotiales; Aspergillaceae. Gene Ontology annotation, molecular function: cysteine-type deubiquitinase activity; cysteine-type endopeptidase activity. The record is from RefSeq and is a predicted model, not a curated record. The transcript has 2 exons. Gene Ontology annotation, biological process: protein deubiquitination. Gene Ontology annotation, cellular component: cytosol; nucleus.